Molecule: messenger RNA, 807 nt
Organism: Paramecium sonneborni
Lineage: Eukaryota; Ciliophora; Oligohymenophorea; Peniculida; Parameciidae
Source: the annotation of a GenBank genome assembly
AUGUUAUAUUAUGGUUAACUUGUAAUAGGGCCUGCGGGAAGUGGAAAAACUUCAUAUUGUAAUAUUUUGCAAGAGGGGACAUUUAAAAGGAAUAUUCAAGUAGUAAAUUUAGACCCUGCUGCUGAUUAUAUUCCUUAUAAAUGUGCAAUUGACAUUCGAGAAUUAAUAUGCUUAAAUGAUGUAAUGGAAGAAUUAGUGCUAGGUCCAAAUGGUGGCUUAGUCUAUUGUAUGGAAUAUUUAUUAUAAAAUUGGGAUUGGAUGCAAGAGCAAUUAAAUAAUAUUGCUUAAGAUGAUUAUGUUUUAUUUGAUUGUCCAGGAUAAAUAGAACUAUAUUCUCAUAUUGAUAUGAUGAGAAAAUUAACUUAAUUAUUAGUUAAUUCUGGAUUUUCAAUAUCUUCUGUUUAUUUAGUUGAUAUCAAUUUUAUUGAAGAUGAUGCUAAAUUUUUAUCAGGCCUAUUAAUGGCUUUAUCAGCAUCCAUGACCUUAGAAUUGCCUGCUUUUACAGUGCUUUCAAAAUGCGAUCUUAUUUCGGACAAAAAGAAAUUAAAGAGAUAUACAAAGCUUCAUAAAUUUAACUAAGAAAGUGAGUAUGCAAAUUAAGAUGAAUUCUCUAAAACUUAUAAGUCUUUUACUUCAGGAAUUAGUGAGUUAAUUACAAGUUUUGGAAUUGGAAGGCUUUUGUGUUUGGACAUCAGUGAUGAUGAAAGUAUUGAAAAUCUAUUAGGAGAGAUUGAUUAUGCUAUUUAAUUUGGAGAUAAUUUAGAACCUGAUGAUAAAUUAUAUGAUUAAGCUGAAUAAUAAUUAUGA